Molecule: messenger RNA, 888 nt
Organism: Arctia plantaginis
Lineage: Eukaryota; Metazoa; Arthropoda; Insecta; Lepidoptera; Erebidae
Source: the annotation of a GenBank genome assembly
AUGCAGAAGUCAUGUAAACCUGCAAUGCUAGGGCGCAUAUGGAGCGCUAGCCGCCGUGCACUUAACCUAGAACACUCACCCCCUCACCAGUUUGCUUGUUGUCAAUGGCAAAAAAAUCCACAACAUCCUUCCACAGCAUACCUUAUAUACAGAUGGCUGUUGUUCCUCUUUAUGGCGUCAAUUGCCGUUGCUAGUUUCUCGUGUCAGCGCCUGCCGCAGAGCUACGAUGGGCCAGUGAAGCUAAAUCAUUUCAAAUGGUUCAUUUACUUUACCAACUGGGGUUUCCUCCUGAUCGUGCUGCAGUCAGGACUAGCUCUCGCUGUUGUCUACCGGUAUAGAGGAGAAAAAAAUAAUUCAUCUUGUGAAGAGGAUGAAAUGUCAAUUUCCCUGGCACGAUGGAAACGCACGCCACACCUCUGCCGCUCUUAUUGGCUUGCACAUAUAAUCUCCACCGACCUUGCCUUCGUAAUUUCACUCGUUUACUGGGCUCUCGUACAUGAUCCGAAAAUACACGAAAUAAAUACUCUGAACAUCCUAGUCCAUGGCGGCAACUCUCUCGUGAUGCUCGUAGAGUUAGCUGUCACUGCGCAUCCGGUGCGUGCAGCACAUGCGCUGUACAGUGCUGGCGCCGGACUGGUCUAUGGUGUGUUCAGCGCGUUUUACUGGGCUGUUGGUGGGACUGACCGGAUCGGCCAGCCUGCUAUAUAUCCAGCUCUCAAUUGGGAUAAACCUGGCUCUGCAUUUGGCUUUGUAUCCAUGUGCGCAGUGGUUUUGGUAUUUGCGCACGCGCUAGCAACUUGUUGCGCCACGGUACGCAUGCGCCUUGCGCGUCACUUGCGUCCGGGACACGUCCACACCGGAGACCGACUCACACUACCUACGCACUGA